AUGGUGCUGGAGAUGAUGCGUAAUAUAAAAAGUGGUGGAUUUCCCCUUCAACAGGAGAGGCUGUCGGUGCUGCAGAAGAUAGCUGAAGAGCACCAAAUGUACCAGAGUUACGUCCUGAAGUUCCAGGCCUGGCUGGUGUCCAAGGCUAAGGAGCUGAACACCCUUAUUGAGACAGAGGACACAGCCGAGAACAAGCUCAGAUCCCUACAGGUGAGAAUAGUACACCCUAGUCACACGACUCCUGGGAGGGACAGAUGAGAGUUCAGCCUAGUCACAUCACAGUUCUUUUAUUCAUCUCUUUUCUUUGCCGUCUGUUUAAAAAAAACAAAAAAACAAAAACAAUUUUAUUGUUUUAUUGUAAAGUUUGUUGCGAUUUUUAAAUGCACUUUGAAUGAAGUUUGAGAAGGGUGGAGAAUAGUGACACCGCCUAACUCUCUCUCCUCUCCACUCUGUCAGACCCUGGACGACAGUGUGGCCAGUGAAGAGCGGAUGCUGCAGCACAUUGAGGGCAUGGCAGAGGCGGUGCGGGCCAACACGUCCCCCGGGGGGGCGGCGGUGGUGGAGGAGGAGGCGGAGGAGCUUCGUUUGGCCUGGCAGAGGCUCCGACAGAGCCUGUGUGAGGCCGGGGAGGGCCUGAGGAGCAGCCUAGACUCCCAGAGCCAGUACCAGAGCCGCUGCCAGCGCCUGGGGGAGGACAUCGCGCAGCUCCAGGCCCUGCUCCACAGACUGACCAGAGACCUGGAGACAGCCAUGGAGGGAGACAGGACUGAGGAACAGAUGGUUGGGCAAUGGAGGAAGUACAUGGUAGGUUUUAUACACGCUCUCAUUCUCGUUCUAUCUCUCACUCUCAUUUUCUCUCGCUCUCUUCCUAAUUUCAUUUCCUUGUUGUCUUCCUCUACCCCUCUCUCUCCAGUCUUCCCUCUGCCUUUCUUUUUAGACCCUUCUCUCUUCCACUCUUAUCUCCUUCCCCUUCCUUGUUCAUUGCUUUCUUUUUCUCUUUCAAUGUCUCUCUGUCAAUUUCACUCCUCAACCCUAUGGCUUACAGCUUUAGUUACUAGCUAUAACAAGGGUCGGACACGGCAUCGGCAGUUGCUCUAACUAUUACCUUGCAGGAAUUUGCCCUCUGGCUACAUGCUUGGGAGAGGUGUGGUGGAGAUGACAUAGAAGAUAAUGGUUGUGGGCUGGUAUUGUAUCCUCACAGUCAAAAUGUAGCUGUUGUGUGCAGGUGUUGUGGGGCAGGUUCCCACAGUCUAUGGAUUUGUAUUGAUUGUCUGAAGUGGCUUCCUUCCUCUUCUAAUCUCCUUCAAUUCAAUGAUGUCAAUUAAUUGGACAGAUGCAAGGAAAUGCCUACAUAAGCUUUCAAUACAUUGCUUUUACCUGUCCUGUGUUUUCAGAUCAGAUCAUAGGGCUUUAGUGAAAAGUAGUGCACUAUGUAGGGAAUAGCGUUCCAUUUAGGACUGUAGAUGAUGGAGAGGAGAUGAGGCUCGGAAGCUACAGUAGAUUAUUGAGAUCGGUCUGAAAAACAAAAGCUAGCAGAAGAGUGAAAGGAUUAGUAUAGUCAUUUUAUCCCAGUGUCUAGACCAGGUCCCAGAUUCACAAAACCUUCUUAAGAAGACAUUUCUUCUUAACUGCCAUUUUUUUCUUAACUAUAGACUUAAGAAGGAAGUUAAGCAAAGUUGCUGUUCCUCAAAAAGGUUAUUGGAAAAUGUAUUGCGCUAUUUCUUACAGUAUGUUUCUCCUUAAGCAAAAAGUUAAGAAGAAAUGUGAUUCUUGAAAAUAAAGUUAUUGGAAAUGUUCUUAAUUCCAAGAUAGCUAAACCCUUGCCUUAAACUCAGGGCAAUGAGAGAAAAAGCUCAUGAAAGCAAUUGAACAUGUUUAAUUCACACACAAACUUAAUCUGAAAGUUUCAGUAUUAAUUAUUUUAAACCCAAGAACAUGUUUUAGAACAGUAAUCUCAGUAAGAAAUAUGCUAACAUGAUUGCCAUUGCUAGCUAGAUAGCUAGCUAAACGGUUGCCUAGCAACAAACAUCUUAAGAAGAUUUGUAAGAAUGUAUUUGAGAAGUUCGUAAGAAAAUCAGUUAAUCUUAAGAUAUUGCUGAGGAAUUGCACAUAUGAACUUAUUUUUUUGCAAAACCUUAUCAAUUAAAUGUUAAAUGCAAAGUAGGCUUACCUGACAUAACUAUAUCAAGAUUAUUUGUAUCAAUUGGGUGGGGAUUGUUUUGCAAACUCUGCCAUGAAGUGCUGCAGCAGAAUUGUGUUGUUCAACAACACAUACUGUAUUUUCUAAGAGUGUAGGCCUAACAGCAGAAACAUCGCCAGACCGAAACAUUUCUCUCUAGACUUCAAAAAUAGUCUUCUGAUGUGAUUUAAGCAUUGACAUGGACAUCCAUUUUCAUUGUUUCUCUAUGAAUAAUUAUCAAAAACCAGGAAAAAUUCAACCGAGAAAAUAUAAUUUUAGGGGGCCCCCUUAGAAUUGUUGAUUAACCAUUAUUUUACCAGGUGUAUUGACAGGAAAAUAUAUUGUACACCAAGGACCCAUGGAAGAGGUGCAGGGUAGAGUAGAAGAGAUUCGUUUUUUAUUUUUUUUGCUAUAAAAAAAAAAAGAGUAGCUCGCAAUGUUUCAAUUUGUAAAAGUAGCUCUCAUCCUAGAAAAGGUUAGAGACCUUUGAUCUAGACAAAUGCACUUAACAAAUUACAGCAUCAGAGGCCUCUUGGUGCCUGCUGCUUUCAUUCCACUGAGGUCAAUUUCACCCUUGUCAAGGAGGAUUGCAAUAGUGGUUUAAAAUUGCUUGACAUUAACAUGAAUUACGUCAAGUUUAAACAUUUCCUCUUCUAUGGGAGAAAGGUCUUGUAUAAAAGUUUAACUCUGGCACUAAGGAGGAAAUUAAGUUAGUGUUUAUCCCAAUUUGGUUGUUUUUGUUGUUGGUGUGUGCUUUGUGUGUAGAGAGCGAGUUGCCAGGUGCCCAGGCUGGUCUCUGUGAUAGGUUUUUAAACAAUUGUUCUGAUUUUCCCUUUUGGUAUUCCCCCUCUCAGAACGUCCGGAAUACUCUGUCAGCAGAGGAAUCCCAGGUGGAGAACCUCAAGGCCCAGCUUAAAGAACUCUUCCGCUUUUCCCAAGAUUCACGGCAUCUCUCUGACGAUGUCCUGGCUGUGGUGAAGGAGCACCAG
Molecule: messenger RNA, 3168 nt
Organism: Coregonus sp. 'balchen'
Lineage: Eukaryota; Metazoa; Chordata; Actinopteri; Salmoniformes; Salmonidae
Source: the annotation of a GenBank genome assembly